CCGGGCGGGAGUGAGACGGCUGAGUCUAUAUAAGAUGCAGCAGCGGCGCUCCGAGCUCAGUUGCGUGAUUGUUGUGUGUGUGUGCAAGUGCAGAAUGUUCACGUCCAGGUACAACAGUGAGCUGCGCACCUGGAGCGGCCGCCACCUGGCGCCCUUCCAUCACGAGAGCGUCUCGCUGGGGCGCGCGCUCUACUACGCGCUGUCCUACAGCCGCAAUCGCGUGGCCCAGAUCAGCGACGACUCCGGCUUGCGGGUCACGGACGGCGAGCUGUGCGACCAGAUGCUCGCCAUCGCCGGCAACCUGCGUGCCCGCGGCGCCACACGUCAGCAGCUGAUUGCCGUGGUGGCGAAGAACAGUCACCUGAUCGCGCCCACAGUCUUCGCCGCGUUCUACCUCGCCAUUCCCGUGAACACACUCGAUCCCAACUACUCAGUCGACGAGAUCGUGCACAUGUUCGCACAGACGCGGCCCAGCAUCGUUUUCUGCGAUCACGACAAUCACGCCACCGUGCAGAAAGCCGUGAUCAAGAUGGCCAGCGGCGCCAGGAUCAUCACUUUCGGCCCCAGAAUCGCCGGAGUGGACAACAUUGAGGAUUAUGUUGUGCAGAACAACAAAGAGGAUCCAGCAAACAUAGAGGAUGUCGACGCAGAGACCUGCGCCCUGAUCCUCUGCUCGUCCGGAACGACGGGCAUGUCGAAGGGCGUGAGCCUGACGCACCAGCAUCUGCUGUAUCUCUUCUCCUACCAAGUCCUGUUCGACUUCCAUGACGACGCCAGGAUGCUGUGCUUCAGCUCACUGUACUGGCUCUCGGGCAUCGCGCACCUCCUGCUCACGACCUUCCUGGGAAUCACGCGCAUCAUCACGCCGGCCACGUUCAGUGUCGACCUCUUCCUGAACAUCAUCGAGAAGUACCAAGCGACGCACGUGCUCUCCACGCCAGUGCAGCUCGCGGGCGUGCUGGAGAGCCCACGCCUCACGCGCACGACGCUGGCGUCCGUGCGUGAGUACAUUGUGGGCGGUAGCGUCGUGCCGAAGGACAAGUGGGAGCGCAUCCAGACCUUUGUGCCCAACGGCUUCGUCCUGAUCGUCUACGGCAUGAGCGAAGUGGGAUUCGCCACGCGGCAGGUGUACAGGACCAACAAGUAUUGCGUCGGGAAGCUGGCGCCGGAUCUGCAGCUGAGAAUCGUGGACGAGAACGGUCAGAAUUGUCUGCCAGGCGAAACGGGCGAGAUCUGCUUCAAGCCCAGGUUCAGAUUCUUGGGCUACUACGGCAAUGCCGCGGCCACGCGCGAUAUGAUCGACGACGCCGGCUGGGUGCACACGGGCGACAUCGGGCGCAUGGACGAGGACGGGGAUCUGCACAUCGUGGACCGCCAGAAAGAGAUCCUCAAGUACUGCAACCACCACGUGUCGCCCUCCGAGGUCGAGCAGGUGAUCUUUGGUCACGCAGAGGUGGCGUACGCGUGCGUCGUGGGCAUCCCCGAUCCCGUCUGCAGCGAUCUGCCGGCGGCCGUGGUGGUGCGCAAGGAGGGCGCCGUCGUAACGGAGGAGGACAUCGCGCGCCUCGUGGCGUCGCGACUAUCUGAUCCGAAACACCUGCGCGGCGGCGUGUACUUCGUCGACAGCCUGCCACUCACGCCGUCCGGCAAGGUGAUCAAGGGGAGGGUGAAGCAGAUGGCACUGGAGCUCUUCCGGGCGCGACAUCACUGAUCCGCCGCCUUGCGUUUCACGCCACUCGCGCCGGCGGGCCUCUUAUCGUUCGCAUCCCACAGGCUGCCGCGCACGAAUCUCCCCGCCACGCCCACGUUCACGCGCGGCAUCAGCGUCUUCUUGUCGUGAAUCUGCUUCUGGCGCACCAUCGCCUCACGCACGCGCGCCAGCUCGUGCUUCACGGUGUGCUGGAAGUCAAGAAUACAUGCUUUAAGUUUCACUUGAAAUGUCUUUGGCUAUUAUUUUAUUUUAACUGUGGUGAAUAAAUGAGAAAAACUUUCCAA
Phlebotomus argentipes is the source of this 1995-nucleotide messenger RNA. RefSeq lists its product as uncharacterized. The record is from RefSeq and is a predicted model, not a curated record. The transcript has 3 exons. Lineage: Eukaryota; Metazoa; Arthropoda; Insecta; Diptera; Psychodidae. The coding region runs from base 35 to 1711 and encodes 558 amino acids. Gene Ontology annotation, molecular function: long-chain fatty acid-CoA ligase activity. Gene Ontology annotation, biological process: long-chain fatty acid metabolic process; fatty-acyl-CoA biosynthetic process.